AUGUGCAGUAGAGGCCAUUGGAGACCAGCUGAGGAUGAGAAGCUUCGGGAAUUGGUGGAACGCUAUGGACCUCAUAAUUGGAACGCCAUAGCUGAGAAGCUUCGAGGAAGAUCAGGGAAAAGCUGUAGGUUGAGAUGGUUCAAUCAAUUGGACCCAAGAAUAAACAGAAGUCCAUUUACAGAGGAAGAAGAAGAGAGACUUCUUGCUUCGCACAGGAUUCAUGGGAAUAGAUGGGCUGUGAUAGCAAGACACUUCCCAGGAAGAACUGAUAACGCCGUCAAAAACCAUUGGCAUGUGAUGAUGGCAAGGAUUCGGAGAGAAAAGUCCAAAGUUUAUAACACAAAACAGCCACUUUUUCCUCCAAACCUUGAGACAUCUAUUCCUUCUUUUGUUGAGAAGUAUUAUGAAAAGUUCAGCAGCCAUCACCACCACCACCCCUCUGUCACACACACACCAUUUCAGUUUGCCAAGAAGUUUCACUUUCAACAUCCAACUUCUGCUUCCACGGUGCCUCCAGAGAGGAGUCAAUCAGUGGAGUUCUAUGAUUUUCUUCAAGUAAACACAGAUUCCAACAAAAGUGAAGUGACAGACAUUGCCAGAAGAGAGGAGGAGGAAGUGAGUCAAGAUGGUGUGGGGCAGAAGAAUAUUGGUUUUCCAUUCAUUGAUUUUUUGUCUACAGGAACCUGCUAA
Messenger RNA from Sphenostylis stenocarpa, 690 nucleotides. Lineage: Eukaryota; Viridiplantae; Streptophyta; Magnoliopsida; Fabales; Fabaceae. The record is from the annotation of a GenBank genome assembly.